Molecule: messenger RNA, 2863 nt
Organism: Brassicogethes aeneus
Lineage: Eukaryota; Metazoa; Arthropoda; Insecta; Coleoptera; Nitidulidae
Source: the annotation of a GenBank genome assembly
CGCCGGCGUCGGUUUUCAGCGUCGUUUUGGUGUGUACAGGCUGUCGAAAUCGACGUCGUCGUCUCUUGUGACGACGCAGUGUGUGCGUGCGUGCAAAUAAUACUGUAAUAUAACAAGAAAAACAUGAAGAAAAAAUCAACGAUAUGUGCAACACACGAAACUAGUUUAUAAGUAGAAAUAGGUGCGAUAUAAUUCCUCAGCAAUGAUUGGAAACAAACUAAGAGCCUGGAUGGAGGCUGUUAGGCCUAAGAAAAAACAAAAUAAAAAAGAUAAGCCUCCAAAAGGCGGCCCCUCGAAUUCCAAAUGGAAAAAUGAUCAAAGAAAUGUACCCAGUGAUAUUAUACGCGUUCAAGAAGAUGAACGAAGAGAUGUUGUAGUUAAGUUUGCAAUGAAAGGCCAGACGACUUUACAAUCCGGAUCAGCUGGUAUUAGUAAAACAGGAAAUUCACAUUGCCGAUAUUCAGCCAAUAAUUUGUCAUCGCCAGAAUCGGCUUAUUCAACAGGAUAUUCGACUGAUGGGACCUCCCCUGGAGCUCCACCGGACUAUUUAUUGUCCAAUAGAAGCACAGAGAUGAGAUAUUAUCCAAUUGAAUCAGAAAACAAUUACGUCAAGCCUGUACCCAUGCCGUUAUCACCUUGUAUUACAAGAACAAUUAACCCGAUUGGACCCAAGCCCACAACAGUCAUCACUCUCUCACCCGCACAUUUUAAAGAUAGAAGGACUCCUUCCUUAAGCAUGAUACAAGACGGUGAAGAAGCAAGGACAAUAGAGGCGCAAGCACGUAACACAAUUCGCCUGUGCGGGACUAAAACUUCAGUGGGUAUGGGUGGAAAUGUAUCGGCAACAGUGUCUCCGAAUUUUGGCCUGGACUCGUCCAGGCAGCGCGAUAAGGACUGGGUCAAAACGAUAGGCAGAUGCGUAAAUGGUUAUCACAUGCAGACCAACUCGAAACCAGAUAUUCCUAAGAUGGUUGCUACCUCCCCAAAGCCAGGAACGCCUUUGUUGAGUCCGCGUACAAUCUCAAGGUUUAGAAGUCCAUCAUUAAGGCGCAGAUCUUUAUCGUUGUCUUCGUCGUCGACACCGUCGUGCGAGUCUAUAGACAAAGGGUGGGAGACACGUAGAAUUCGCUCGAUCGGCAGCGAUGAAGAUACAACCUUAAACGAAAUGAUGGGAAAAUACGACGAAAGCUAUGUGUAUGAAAAAGAGACCGAUAUUUUAAGUGAUAGCGAUCCAACUGAUUGCGAUACCGAUAUCGAUACAGGUCAAGACGGUGGCGAUGAAGAGGACACACACGGGGAGGGGGAGUUGGACUUUAUAGACAACGGUUCGUACAUUGUUGAAUUUGAGCCCAGACCCGAUAGAAACACCGGGCAUUGUUCGUAUUACAGUAACGACUUGCCUGGACGAAAAGCAUCUUCAAGAAGACGUAACACGAGAAGAAAUAAGUCUGCCAGCGAUAAACGUCGAAGAUCUAGCUCGAAUAAAAAGAGGCACAAACAUCAUGAUAGAGGAGGACACAUGCAAUUGCAAGUUGAUGGUGGCUCAAAGAGCGCCGGAGCAACACCCGUUUCCGUCCGCAGAUCUGGCAAUAAGCCAGUGUCAAAGCUGGUGCUCGAAGAUGGCCUAAAAAAACGCUCGAAUUCUGUCUGCUUUAGCAGAGAUCCUCUUUCGACGAUCGACAAACGAGACAAGGAGGCGGAUUUAAAAUACAGAGAACUGAUCGGUGAAGCCGAACAAAUUCUAAAAACGAUGAAGUCGAAUGGCCUUUCGCCGAGACGGCUUCCCGCGGGGCCAGCUAAUAAAAGAGUCGAGCUUUUGCGAAGCAGUGAGUGCACUGAAAUGCCUCGAGCAGCUGCAGCUGCAGCUGCUGACGAGGCUUCUCCAAUUGUGUCAAACGCUAACGCCAACUACUCUUCUACUAAGAGUCCGUCCAAUAAUUUUAGUUGUCCCAGGUUUAGCCCGAAGAAAAAUCAUAUCACUAAUUUUAUAAUAAGUAAUUCACCAAUUAUGAUAAGGAGGGAGUGGGAGAAUCAACAUUCUCCGUUGCCUUUGGUUGUUAAAAAAAAGGUCGAACCAGUGUUGUUUGAUCAUAGUAUUUCUCAAAAAUCUGAAAAUCGUCGAAGCCCGAAAUAUCGAAAGAAAAAUCAAAAAAAAUAUAGAAACUCGAGCAGUUCCGAGGAAGACAAUGGACGAAUAAGUAGAAAUAGUUUUUCCCGGAUGGAUAACUGGACAUUGGGCUGUCCUCAAAGCGAACCUUUGAGAAGAAAGGUUUAUUCUGGAUACCCACUAUACAAUUGUGGACACGAACCGGCUAUCCAUGGAAAAACUGUCACAUUCAACUUAAACCCAAAUGAAUACAAUCAAAACUCCAAGAUGUUUCUUCAUCCAAACACCAAUGACUACAGAGCACAAAGUUCAGAGAAUUUAAGACAGCAAGUUCUACUCAAUACCAUCGCCAGCCUUAAAAGAAAUUUAGAAAAUCAAUCUGCUUCACUAAAACAAGUUUAUAAGAGCUCACAAAACGUACGUUUCUAAAAAUGAACCACUCAUUUUUAAUGGUACAAAUACCAAUCAAUCUCUACACUACUAACUAAAACUGAAUAUACAUAAAUGUACAGGGAUAUUUUUCUAUUUUGGUAUCAGUAAAUAGUGAUAAAGUUGUCGUCGGUUGAUGAUGUAGGUAUAAGUACGUAUACGUACUUUAUGUAUAUGCAGGAUUUUAUUUACCAUCUACAAAAAAAUUUACCAUACGUAUUUCUUAUACGUAUUUAGCUACCCUAUCCAUAUUUCUAAAACUAUUUGAAAAUCGCUCUCUAGAAUUUUAGACGUAUACCUAUUUGUUGUAGAAUUGUUACACUUACA